AUGUCCAAGCUUCCAAGGUUUCCAAGGUUCAUGACGGCGCGAAGAUCCGACCAAGUGUGCGUGAGCGAUCAGGUAGAAAGGUAUCUAUUGAGGAGGAAUAUCUCUAAAAAGAACCUUGAAAUCGAAAAGAUGAGAAAUGAUGCUUAUGCCAUGCGAUACGAUACGAUACAAUACGAUGCACCGAAUUGUACAACGCACAAAAAUAUUCAUCAAUUAAUUUCGUCAUGCGACUCACCAUGA
Molecule: messenger RNA, 240 nt
Organism: Sclerotinia sclerotiorum 1980 UF-70
Lineage: Eukaryota; Fungi; Ascomycota; Leotiomycetes; Helotiales; Sclerotiniaceae
Exons: 3
Coding region: 1-240 (79 amino acids)
Source: RefSeq, a predicted model, not a curated record